This is a messenger RNA of Mercurialis annua (annual mercury), 1022 nucleotides long. RefSeq names its product transcriptional regulator SUPERMAN-like. The record is from RefSeq and is a predicted model, not a curated record. Lineage: Eukaryota; Viridiplantae; Streptophyta; Magnoliopsida; Malpighiales; Euphorbiaceae. Bases 139 to 801 code for a protein of 220 amino acids. The transcript has a single exon.
UACAAAAACUUUCAUUGGUUUUAGGGUUUAUUUUGUCACAUUUCUAUCUCACCAUUUAGCCCAUCCCCUUAUUUAACUCUUUUUUUCCAAUUUCAUUCCACAUCAUCUCUAUCACCUAUCUUAAAUGUUAUCAGUACAAUGGCUGCUGAGCUUAGUUUUUUCUCUUUAACCCAACUCCAGCUCCAAAAAUUAGCUGAAUCCCAUCAAACUCAAUCCAAUUCUUGGAUGUGGAACCCUAAACGAGCUCAUGAAGAAGACGACGACGAGUCAUGGGAGGUUAGAGCCUUCGAAGAAGACACCGGAAACAUCAUGGGCACCACUUGGCCGCCUCGGUCCUAUACUUGCACCUUUUGUAGAAGAGAAUUCAGGUCAGCUCAAGCCCUAGGCGGCCACAUGAAUGUGCACCGCCGCGACCGAGCUAGGCUCCACCAACCAACCCCACCUGGUUCAUCAUCAUUAUGUAAUUCCUCAUCUGCUUUUAUAAUCCCAUCUCAAGAAUUCUCUAAUAAUGGAGGAUUGUGUCUUCUUUAUCAACUACCUAACCCUAAUGGGGUUUUCACUCCCACAGCUAUGAAUGUAUGUUCAACUGAUCAUCACUCACCUUCUACUCUUCUCUCUAUCUCACCAUAUCCGCAUAAUCAUCCUGUUGCAUCGCCGGUGGUAAAUUCUUCUCAUUUUUACUCUAGAAAAGCUGAAACAGUAGUAAACAAUAACAACAAUUUCAAAGGCUUGGGUGAAGAAGAAGUUGAUCUUGAACUCAGGCUAGGGCACAGAUCAACAACACCCUCUUCAUCACCAUGAUUAGAACCAAGAAAGAAAAACAAAAGGACUACUGAUUGUGAUUUGUUAGAGAAAAUUUUCACUUAAUUGUUUUGUAAGAUAGAGUCUAUUUUUGGUAGACUUUUAUGUCAGAUUUUUUUCCUUUCUUUUUGUUUCUCUAAUCAGUGAUAAGUAGUAUGGGAAUUAAUGAGAGGAAAUAUGUAAAUUCAGAAAAGAAAGAAUGAUUAUUUAAUUUAAUUCAA